Rhipicephalus microplus (southern cattle tick) is the source of this 1907-nucleotide messenger RNA. RefSeq lists its product as uncharacterized. The record is from RefSeq and is a predicted model, not a curated record. NCBI's taxonomy places the organism in Eukaryota, Metazoa, Arthropoda, Arachnida, Ixodida, Ixodidae.
UCAGCACUAGUGGCGCUUUGAUCGCAACCGGCAAAUCGGCGCCGGCGUUCAUUAUCUUCCCGUCAUUCAUUGCGUUUCUUUCAUCGGGUUGUGUGUGGUAAGCCGAAGAAAAAUCCCUAAAAGAUGGAUGGCGGAGGAAUGCGUGGUAGAGGUGGUUACUCAAGAGGGAUGAGCCGCGGAGACUUCACAAGAGGUCGUGGCGGGCCUAUAAGAGGCCGUGGUGGACCGCCAGGGGCAUUCAGAGGCGCACCUCGAGGCGGCGGAGAAUUCCAGGGCCGUGGACGAGGAGACUUUACGCCGCGGGGCCGAGGAGACUUCUCGCGAGGUCGUGGUGGCGCCGGUGGUGACUUCUCUUCAAGGGGAGGAGGAGGCAGUGAAGAGUUUGUUCCCAGAGGUCGAGGUUUUACACCACGAGGACGAGGGGGACCUCCCACACGUGGGCGGGGAGACUUUGCGCCAAGAGGCCGUGGAGACUUUACACCGAGGGGCCGUGGAGACUUUACACCGAGGGGCCGUGGAGACUUUACACCGAGGGGCCGUGGAGAUUUCACACCGCGAGGCCGCGGCGACUUCACACCGAGGGGCCGCGGGGAUUUCACACCGAGAGGCCGCGGAGAUUUUGCUCCUCGUGGAAGGGGCGAUUUCAAUGCUGCCCGUGGAGGUGGCUUUUCUGGAGGACCUCCUGCAGCUGGUGGGCCACCAAUGCGUGGAGGGCCUGCAAUGAGAGGUGAUGCCCCACCUCCAAUGGGAGGUGGUCGAGGCAUGCUGCCUCCUCGUGGUGGCAUGGGAGUUGGAGGUCCAGGUGGAAUGGGUGGACCGGGUGGAAUGGGUGGACCAGGUGGAAUGGGUGGUCCAGCUGGAAUGGGUGGACCCGGUGCUAUGGGAGGACCUGGAGGAAUGGGAGGAGGACCGCCUGCCAAGCGAGGCCGUUGGGAUGGUCCCCCGAACAAUGGCUCCUCAUACCAGGACGACUACUACGACGAUGGAGCAAGCCAAGAUUAUGGAAAUGGUGGUGGCUAUGACGAAGGCUAUGGACAAGCCCCUGUCAGUCGCAGUAGCUACCAAGACUCUUACGCCCCACUCGACAUGAUGGGGAAUGGCUACCAGGGUCCUGGAGUAGGAGUAGGCGGCAAUGGAGGAGGCUACGGUGAUGUUUCUGGCGGCUACAACACUGAUUAUAACAAGCCUCCGGGAAUGGAGAGGGGAGGUGGUGACUUCAGGAGUUCUGGCGCUGGCUAUGCACCCCCUGUUGGAGGUGGUGGUGGCUACGCCAGCAGUUACGACGACAGGGGUUAUGGGGGUCGACAAGACGGUGGCUACGGGGGACGCCCUGCAGCUGACAACUUCAGUGGAGGUGGUCCCCGAUCAGACUAUGCCUCCUAUGACAGCUAUGGUGGCGCAGCAUAUGGCCAAUCUCGGGAUAGCUAUGGAGGGGCAGGCCACUAUUAACAGCGCAGCAAGCUGCUGUCCCUUUUUUUUUUUUUCCUCUCGAGAGCAGGCAUAGAAGAGCGGCAGAGACAUUUUUUCAUAAAUGAAAGCCUCCACCAUGCCCACCACCAUCCAUCUUCAAUAUACCAUCAAUGCCUUGCUUGAAGAAAUUUCUAGGCGCAGGCACGCUGCUACAUUUCUCCUUCCCAACACCAUUAUAUACACCUAGUGUUUUGUAAUUACUCUUCAUUUCUCAUUUUUUUUUUCUAAACAUUAGCCAGGUGGCUUGGAAGGCCACAUUGCACUGUUAGACACAUCAUAAUUUUAUUUUUCAUCUUUACCCAUGGAGCCUGGCAUUGUCUUCUGAACUUGAUGUUAGUGAGCGCUCGUAUCGUGAAACAAGCACAUGCUACUGAUUGUAUGUACUCAAAAUGGUCCAGGCGGAUCAAGUGAAAUAAAAUGUUGAGUGGAACCCCCUA